ACAGCAGACACACAGUUCUCUAUGUCUGUCUUUUCGCUGCUAACACUUCUUUGGUGUUGCAUCGCAAUCUGAUGCACAGAAAAAAAGUAUUUUUUGUACACGAAAAUAAGCUUGAUUUAUGUCUUAAUCUCUGAAAAAAAGAAUGUGGGUAUAAAAACGCAAGUUUAUUUUGACAUAUCUCACUUGUAUUCAAAAUGAUAAAGCGUCGAAACUCUUUGAGAAGGAAAGAGUUUAAAACACUUCAUGAUGCUUGAUGAUCUUUAAGACAAAUAGACAGGUGGUCUAAUAAAUAUGUUAAGCACUGUAUGUUUAACAGCAUAUAACUCAACAAGGACAACCUUACUUGGCAAACGCAUGCGUUGAGUUGCUAGUGUAAAACAUGUCAUUUAAACCCCAGAAAUUGGGUUACUGAUGCUUUUUUCUCCCUCACUUCCUAUCUUCGAGCCACGAGCAUGGGUAUAAAAUGUUGAAUGAGGCGGGUGGCCUCAGUGGCCUCCCCGGGGGCUUUUUUUUCCUCACUCUUUCGCUUCAUUCAUGCCACGUGACCCCGCGUGAGGCCAUUGAGUUCAUAUGGAGUGCUGCAGUGAGCACAGGCUUGGCCGCCCGCCCACUUUUUUUAACUCUCUCUUUUUCUUCUGCAGCAUGGCGGCUUUUGGGAGGGGCUGGGCUCGGAGACGAGCUGCAGUGGCAGCACCGGAGGCUGACAGUGUAUCCGACACACAUGAUACUUGCCUGGUGUGUGUGUGUGUGUGUGUUUGAGAGGGUGCUUGUGUGGGACAGACAGACAGAUCGAAGACCGCCCGUCCUGCUGAAUGUCCAGACUGAAGACAUCACCCUGAAGACAACAUGAGUGAAGUUCUCAUCGUGAAAGAGGGAUGGCUGCAUAAGCGAGGAGAAUACAUUAAAACAUGGAGGCCGAGAUAUUUUUUGCUCAAGAGUGAUGGAACAUUUAUUGGGUACAAGGAGCGGCCGCAAGAUGUUGACCAGCUGGAAACUCCGCUCAAUAACUUUUCAGUGGCCCAAUGUCAGCUGAUGAAGACAGAGAGGCCAAAGCCAAACACUUUCAUCAUUCGGUGCCUACAGUGGACUACUGUUAUUGAACGCACCUUUCAUGUAGAGACCCCAGAGGAGAGAGAGGAAUGGACAAAGGCCAUCCAGGCUGUGGCAGAUAGUCUACAGAAGCAGGAAGAAGAGAGAAUGGACUCUUCAACUGAUCCAAUGGACAUGUACCUGUCCAAACCUCGACUAAAAGUGACAAUGCAUGACUUUGAAUACCUCAAACUCUUGGGCAAGGGCACUUUUGGAAAGGUCAUAUUGGUGAAGGAGAAAGCCACAGGAAAAUACUACGCCAUGAAAAUCCUCAAGAAGGAGGUGAUAGUAGCAAAAGAUGAAGUAGCACACACACUUACCGAAAACCGGGUCCUUCAGAAUUCCAAACACCCUUUCUUAACAGGUCUGAAGUACUCUUUCCAAACUCAUGACCGGUUAUGUUUUGUUAUGGAGUAUGCAAAUGGAGGAGAGCUUUUCUUCCAUUUAUCACGAGAUCGAGUAUUUUCUGAAGAGCGAGCGCGGUUUUAUGGUGCAGAGAUCGUCUCAGCCCUAGACUACCUCCAUUCUGAGAAAAAUGUAGUUUACAGAGACUUAAAGCUGGAGAACCUAAUGCUGGAUAAGGAUGGCCACAUAAAGAUCACUGAUUUUGGUCUGUGUAAGGAGGGAAUUACAGAUGGAGCUACAAUGAAGACGUUCUGUGGUACGCCAGAGUAUCUUGCUCCAGAGGUUCUUGAGGACAAUGAUUACGGUCGGGCCGUGGAUUGGUGGGGACUGGGUGUGGUCAUGUAUGAGAUGAUGUGCGGCAGGCUGCCUUUCUAUAACCAGGAUCAUGAGAAGCUCUUCGAGUUGAUCCUCAUGGAGGAGAUCCGCUUUCCCCGCACACUUGGGCCCGAGGCAAAAUCUUUGCUGUCAGGCCUGCUUCAGAAGGACCCAAAACAGCGGUUAGGCGGAGGGCCAGAGGAUGCAAAAGAAAUAAUGCUGCAUAAGUUUUUUGAAGGCAUCGAGUGGAAAGAUGUUUAUGAGAAGAAGCUUGUUCCACCCUUUAAGCCCCAGGUAACCUCAGAAACGGACACUCGUUAUUUUGAUGUGGAGUUCACAGGACAGACCAUCACCAUCACACCCCCAGGCCAAGGUGGUGUAGGUUGUUGCUGCAACUCUUCCUAUAAUCGAGAUGACAACAUGGAGUCUUUUGACAGUGAUAGGAGACCUCAUUUCCCACAGUUCUCAUACUCUGCCAGUGGCACAGCUUAAAAAGUCCAAAACAAAAUGUAUGCACAUCCAUACAUUUUUUUUAACAGUUACCACCUUUCCCAGACUGGAUUUAUAGUUUUACGAGUCCAACAUAAUCUUGAUUCAGUCACGAUUUUAAAGUCUAAUUUGCUCUAAUCAUGCAUAAAUUGGGUCAUUUCACUGUAGAAACACAUGGAUAUUUAUCAUUUUAUUAUACAAACUUUCCUUUUUUAAGUUGUCCUCUUUAAUGUGGAUUACAUUUAGGCAUUUAGCAGACGCUUUUAUCCAAAGCGACUUACAAAGAUUAGGAAACGAUUUGUCAAAUGGAGGCAAUAAUACAAGAAGUGCUUGCAAGUUACUAGGUUUUCCAAUCCCGAAAAAUACCCGUUACGAAUGUCAGACAUUUAAAACGUUUAAAACUUUAUUUUCUAAAACAACAAUUUGGUACAUUUCUGAAACCAGUAUAUAUUCCUGUGAUCUGUGUAGAUAACUCCUAAAAUACACUACUGUGUAAUGGCAACAGUAAGUAAAAAUUAUUAGUUUAUGAUGUAGUCCUUAAAGCAGUGUUCUUCACUCCCAACCCUGGAGAGCCGGUGUGUUCGAUUAAGGUUGGAGCUAAACUCUGCAGGGCACCGGCCCUCCAGGGUUGGAAGUGAAGAACACUGCCUUAAAGGGAUAGUUCACCCAAAAAUGACAAUUCUGUCAUCAUUUCCUUACUCUCGUGUUGUU
Molecule: messenger RNA, 3009 nt
Organism: Paramisgurnus dabryanus
Lineage: Eukaryota; Metazoa; Chordata; Actinopteri; Cypriniformes; Cobitidae
Product: RAC-alpha serine/threonine-protein kinase
Biological process (GO): protein phosphorylation
Molecular function (GO): protein serine/threonine kinase activity; ATP binding
Source: RefSeq, a predicted model, not a curated record